AUGCCUUCAAGACUCGAUCCGACUGCGACACCCUUCCUACCUUCCUACGCGACCAAGUCCUCGGCUGGACAGCAGGUGGAGAUGAUGGUGCUCUAUGCUGCCACACCAACCUCCAAGCCUGUUGUGCGCGACUCGUCCUUCGUCUUGGACUCGGAAAAGGGCCAAAGUACUAUGGGCCGCUCUGUAACCGCCUCUGCGAACGGCGCGGUGGACAUCACACGUUCUGGAUGGACUCGACGCCCUAUUAGAGAACACAAUCGCAUCCCCUUCACCGAGCUGAAAUUUGAGCGUAUCAGCGCCGAGCACAUUGUGAGUUCUUUCCGAUAUGAGUACCUCGUAGCAUGCAGUCGCUAACAUGACCCGCAGUCUGCAAAGCCUGUGCGGAGGAGUACUUUCGUCGACCUGCCCGCCGAGAUCCGCAACAGUAUCUACCGCCUGGUGCUCGUCCAAGAUCCAGAGUACAUCGACCUAUCUCCUAAGACGAAUCGGCAGCAUGGCGAAAACAAGGACGCUCGCGAUCACCACAUGAAGAGAUUCCGCGAAGAGAUCACGCCGUGUCUGGGCAUGCUUCGCCUGAACAAGCAGAUCGGCUCUGAGUCUGCGUAUAUCUUCUAUGGUGAGACUGAGUUCCGCUUCACGAGCUACCGAGGCUGGUACACACUCGACAGCUGGCUGAGUAAGAUCGGUGCUGCCAAUCACGCCCUGAUUCGUAAGAUUGCGGUGCAUGUUCCGUGGGACGGUUUCGCUUUCGACGGUGGCAGUGAACAAUAUCGGGAGUCCAGGAACCAGAUUUCAGAAGAUCAAAAAGGUGCUCGUUGGUAUGGGGUUGCAUCCUCGUACAGGCCUAAAGAAGUUCUGCUUGGGUGCGUGUGUUCGUCGGACUGUUAAGAUCCUCGAAAGUAAUAAGAAGCUGGCCCAGCUGCGCCUCAUUCUGCCCGACUCCUUCACUCCGUUCGAGCGAUACAACUUUUUGCGGAGACCGACUUCAACUACUACGGCCACUUGACCUUCCUCCUCGAUCCAUCCAAAUUCACGAACCUUAAGAUCAAGCUCGUACGUCUUCACGGAGGAUUCGUGGGCACCGAGCUCUAUGAGGCUCAAUAUCCCGAUGGAGUCCAAGAGAACAAGAAUGUGAUGCGUGCUUCUGUGCUUAAGGAGCACUUCCCGAUCUACAAAGCAGCAGAGAGCAAGGGCGUCGAGGUGGAAACCGCCGUAUACAAUAGCGAGGGUUUCCAUCCAGUUGCGCUCCCAGAAGGUGACGAGAUCCUGGAUGAGAGACGUUGCCGCGCCCUUGUUACAUUUUAUCGCUAG
Messenger RNA from Lecanosticta acicola, 1311 nucleotides. The record is from the annotation of a GenBank genome assembly. Lineage: Eukaryota; Fungi; Ascomycota; Dothideomycetes; Mycosphaerellales; Mycosphaerellaceae.